CGAGCGAGAUUUUUUUUUUCUCUCUAAUAAGACUCGAGCGAGACUACUGGAGAGGAGGGAAACAAGUGGUCGCCCAUGGACGCCGCGGCGGAGCCUCUGCUGCCGCAACCGGCAACCGCCGUGGACCACCUCGGCCGUCCAGUCUCCCGCCUAACCUCCGGGCGGUGGCCCGCCGCGCUCUUCAUCAUCGGGGUGGAGAUCUCAGAGCGGUUCGCCUACGGCGGCAUCGCAGGGAACCUCAUCACCUACCUGACCGGCCCGCUGGGGCAGUCCACGGCGUCGGCCGCCGCGGCCAUCAACGCCUGGAGCGGCGCCGCACUUCUGCUGCCGUUGCUCGGAGCCGCCGUCGCCGAUUCCUGGCUCGGCCGUUACCGCACUGUAGUAUGCGCCUCCCUGCUCUAUAUCCUGGGCCUGGGCAUGCUCACACUAUCAUCAAUUCUUGCGCCACAACAACCAGCACAAUUUGGAGAUCACAUGGAUUCCGCUUUAUCCUCGACUUCAACAAUUCAUUUAGCUUUCUUCUACGUGUCCCUGUAUAUUGUGGCCUUUGCUCAAGGUGGCCACAAACCUUGUGUGCAAGCAUUUGGGGCAGACCAAUUUGAUGAGAACGAUCCUGAAGAAUUUGCCUCGAGAAGUUCCUUCUUCAAUUGGUGGUAUUUUGGGACGUAUGCAGGCAGCGUUGUUACAGUUUCAAUCCUGAAUUACAUUCAAGAUAACAUAAGCUGGCAGUUUGGGUUUGGAAUCCCUUGCAUCGUUAUGACCCUUUCUCUUGCAGUUUUCUGGCUUGGGACCAGGACUUAUCGAUUUUAUCCUGUAAGAAGUGAUGGAAGCCUAAUUGGACAGGUUGUCAAACACAUUUUAUCAUUGGUUAGAACCUGGCAUGCAUCAUGGAGUUCGGGGUCAUCUGAUGAUUCCCACUGCAUGCCAACAUCGUCAUCUAGCAGACUCAAGGAUAAUGCAGAAAUGACAUGUUUCCCUGAUGAAGCCAAGUCUCUGCUUAAAUUGUUUCCAAUAGGGGCAACCUGCCUGAUCUAUGCAGUUGUUUUUGCCCAGUGGAUGACGCUGUUCACUAAACAAGCAAGUACACUAGAUAGGUGGAUAGGUAGCUUACAGGUACCAGCUGCUGCUCUACAAAGCCUAAUCAGUGUGUCAAUCGUCAUCUCGAUUCCUAUAUAUGACCGGAUACUUGUUCCACUAGCUAGAAAAUACUCAAAGAACCCUUGUGGUAUCACAACCUUGCAAAGGAUUGGAACUGGACUAGCCAUGUCUGUGAUCUUGAUGGUUGUCGCGGCCAUCGUGGAGAUGAGAAGGCUCAGGGUAGCAAGAGAACAUGGCCUUGUGGACAAUCCCGAAGCAACGAUUCCGAUGAGCUUUUGGUGGGUGGUACCUCAGUUCGUCCUGACUGGCUUGGCGGACAUGUUCACCAUGGUCGGCUUGCAGGAGUUCUUCUACGACCAAGUGCCGGAUAGCCUGCGCAGUUUGGGCCUUGCCUUAUACUUGAGCAUAUUCGGAAUUGGGAGCUUCAUCAGUGGCUUUCUGGUGUAUGCAAUCGACCGGGUAACCAGUGACGGUGGAGAUCGUUGGUUCUCGAACAAUCUAAACCGAGGUCAUCUUGAUUACUUUUACUGGCUUCUGGCCGCGCUCAGCGUUGUCGGGCUGGCUGCUUACCUCCACUUUUCACAAGUGUAUGUCCCCAAGAAGAAGGGCAUUUCAGCAGAAUGAUGGUAUGCGCCAAGUGACUGCCAACUGAGAUGCCUGAAAUCCAUGAAUCCAUGUCUGCCAACUGGUAUGCGAAGCUUUCUCUAGGCUGUUGUACUUCGUAAAUAGGCGACGUCACCACUGUAAGCUGUGGCGAUUUCACAGUGUGAUUGUUUUUUUUUUUUUUGAGGCAUCACAGUGUGAUUGUUGAGUCCGGAAGUUUUCACUGCGCGUCAGUGUCCUGAGGUGUGAUGUCGGUUUGCAAGCCCAACUGUUGUACUAAGCGGCCGUGAAAUCAAUUUAUAGCUAAUGUUAGAGUAGUCAUUAUGGUAUACGACUUCUAGUCCAAGUCAGUUUUGUAUCCCUACCCCAAGUCGGUUUGUACCCUCUUAUAUACUCUUGUAUGCCGCAUCAAAUCAUCAAUAAGCAACAGUUUUAUUCA
Messenger RNA from Triticum aestivum (bread wheat), 2140 nucleotides. RefSeq names its product protein NRT1/ PTR FAMILY 5.10. The transcript is spliced from 4 exons. Bases 76 to 1722 code for a protein of 548 amino acids. Gene Ontology annotation, cellular component: membrane. Gene Ontology annotation, molecular function: transmembrane transporter activity. Gene Ontology annotation, biological process: transmembrane transport; oligopeptide transport. The record is from RefSeq and is a predicted model, not a curated record. Lineage: Eukaryota; Viridiplantae; Streptophyta; Magnoliopsida; Poales; Poaceae.